AUGCAACAUCAACAUCAGAGGUUGAAGCAACAACAACAGCAAGCUCUUAUGCAGCAAGCUCUCCUUCAACAACAAUCUCUCUAUCAUCCUGGCCUCUUAGCACCUCCACAGAUUGAGCCAAUCCCAAGUGGAAAUCUGCCUCCUGGGUUUGAUCCAAAUACAUGCCGCAGUGUGUAUGUGGGGAAUAUUCAUAUGCAAGUAACCGAACCACUUCUUCAAGAGGUUUUUGCAAGCACUGGUCCUGUUGAAGGCUGCAAACUCAUAAGAAAAGAGAAGUCUUCUUAUGGAUUCAUUCACUACUUUGAUCGUAGAUCAGCUGCACUUGCUAUUGUAUCUCUAAAUGGAAGACAUUUAUUCGGACAACCUAUUAAAGUUAACUGGGCAUAUGCCAGUGGACAGAGGGAGGACACUUCUGGUCACUACAACAUAUUUGUUGGUGAUCUGAGCCCUGAAGUCACUGAUGCUAUGUUGUUUGCAUGCUUCUCUGUUUAUGCUAGCUGUUCGGAUGCGAGGGUUAUGUGGGAUCAAAAAACGGGUCGUUCACGAGGUUUUGGGUUUGUUUCCUUUCGGAACCAACAGGAUGCUCAAAGUGCUAUCAAUGACUUAACCGGGAAAUGGCUCGGAAGUAGACAAAUACGCUGCAAUUGGGCCACCAAAGGUGCAGGUACUAGUGAAGAAAAACAGGGAUCAGAUUCCAAAAGUGUAGUGGAGCUAACAAAUGGGUCUUCAGAGGAUGGCAAGGAGCCUGUUAAUAGCGACGCCCCUGAAAAUAACCCACAGUAUACAACUGUUUAUGUUGGCAACCUUGCUCCAGAAGUUACUCAGCUUGAGCUGCAUCGGCAUUUCCAUUCCCUCGGUGCUGGUAUGAUUGAGGAAGUUAGGAUUCAACCGGAUAAAGGAUUUGGUUUUGUGAGAUACAAUACACAUGGUGAAGCAGCUUUAGCAAUUCAAAUGGGAAACACCCAAUCCAUUCUUUAUGGCAAACAAAUUAAGUGUUCUUGGGGAAGCAAGCCGACGCCACCUGGAACGAGUUCGAAUCCGCUUCCGCCACCUGUCGCGGCACCGAUGCUUUCAGCGGCUGACCUGUUGGCGUAUGAGCGACAACUGGCGAUAAGUAAGAUGGGAAUGGGAGGGCUGAUGCAUCAUCCUGGUCAGCAUCAUUUUAAACAAGGGGGGAUGAGUGUGGGUGCAGCCGGGGCUAGUCAGGCCAUUUAUGAUGGUGGUUUUCAGAGUGUUGCUGCUGCACAGCAACUCAUGUAUUAUCAGUGAGACUUGUUUGUUGUUGAGAGGGUUUGAAUGAGAGCUGUUUGUGUUGUUUUUACUUUUUAGGAGGGUUUCUUCCUUUUUUUCUUUUUCUUUUUUGUUUUUUUUUUUGUUUUGUUUUUUUGAUUAUUACCCUUUUACCCAAAAUGUUGUCCUACUUAUAUAUAUAUAUAUAUAUAUAUAUGAUUGCCAUGAGUAUGGAUGGAUAUGUAUGAUGUAUGUUUAAUGUUAAUGAUGGGG
Molecule: messenger RNA, 1503 nt
Organism: Lactuca saligna
Lineage: Eukaryota; Viridiplantae; Streptophyta; Magnoliopsida; Asterales; Asteraceae
Source: the annotation of a GenBank genome assembly